Molecule: messenger RNA, 1220 nt
Organism: Nasonia vitripennis (jewel wasp)
Lineage: Eukaryota; Metazoa; Arthropoda; Insecta; Hymenoptera; Pteromalidae
Exons: 4
Coding region: 237-1220 (327 amino acids)
Molecular function (GO): nucleic acid binding; zinc ion binding
Source: RefSeq, a predicted model, not a curated record
CUAACUUUAUUUCAGAGGAAAAGAACAUAAGAGGCGUUAUGUCUGAUUGGAGUCUUUCAGACCCAUUACCAUCAAAUGAGAAAGAGGUGGCUAACGAAGGCAACGAAAAUCUAGUGGACGAUCAUUUGAAUAUCCACCAAGAUUCAGAUAUAGAAGGGUAUACACCCCCGGGUACACCCCCAAAAAGAGAUAUGGAGGGAAAGUCUCAACCUACUGACUCACAAAUAUAGUGGAGAAUGGAUAAUCUGGAGAAUGCUCUCGAGAGACACUCCGAUAUACUCGACAAUCAUGCUGAAAUAAUCAGAGAUCAAACAGUAGCCAUACUCGAUAUGAAGGAAAAUAUUGACAACCUAAACACCGUCAUACAGAAACUCACAGAACAAAUAGGAAAAUUAACUUCAGAGCUGGAAUCAGACAGACGCAAAUCAGACGGUCAGCCUUCAGACGACAGGCAAAAAAUUGCAGUUAAACAGGCGAUAAUCACAGACAAGUGUUAUCGCUGCAAUAAGGUGGGACACAGAGCAGCCUUUUGUCCUCUUAAAGAGUACAAUCUAUGGUACUGCUUUUAUUGCCAGGCUGUAGCUCCACACAAAGGGGAUGAUUGUCCAAAUAAGGACAAUCCCAAAGAUGGGUAUGUAAAAUCUUAUACAUAUAACAACACAAACACACAACAUAAACACAACAGUAAUAACUUCAGAGGUAGAGGUAACAGAGGAAGGGGUGGUUAUAAUAAUGUCAGAGGUAGAGGAAAUAAUGUAAGAAGGGGAUCUUUCAAACGCAAGGUCGAUAUACAAACACCAGGCCGAAAUCAGAAGAAGGGAUACAAGGUCAAAGCGAUGCUAACAGGUAACAACACACAUAUAAUUAAUAAAACACCUACAAAACUAGUACUUAUUGCGGACUCUGGCGCAACAGAGCAUAUCGUAAAUAAGAGCAUAAUUUUAAACAAUCUGAUCUCUCUCAGACGUUUUGCAGACGUAGGUUUGAGUAUUUAUUUGGAUAAUAAAAUACUUAAAAUCUACGAUAAAAAUUCAGACGAAGAGUAUUUAGCUGGGACGUAUGAAAAGCCAAACUGGAUAAUUUCUUUAAACGUAGCAAAACAUGAACAAUCAGAUGAGCAACAAGAAGUCUACGAUAAGUAUUCAUGCACGGCUAACAUAGUCUCGGUAGACGAGUUCUUGCAGCAAUCUCAGUCAGAUAUCAAGGAUCUUGAGGAUUAA